AUGUCUCAUCAGCUUAGCACCCUCUUCUCCAUAGCACUUCUCAUCAGCUUGCUGCUAACCCAAACCCAAGCCGCUCGUGUGGCGCAUGUCUUGGCUGCAGAUUCUCUGGAUGUUAAAGCAGAAAACGUAGAGGUUGACGAGAGUUGUGAAGGAGUAGAAGGGAAAGAAGAAUGCUUGAUGAGGAGGACAGUCGCGGCUCAUCUGGAUUAUAUCUACACGCAGAAGCAUAAGCCAUGAAAGUUGAUCAACUUCUCAUCUCUAUGUUCUCUAUAGCCAGUCCUGCGCACCUCCUUAUUCAAUCAAAAUCUAAAGAUAUGAA
Messenger RNA from Corylus avellana, 319 nucleotides. RefSeq names its product phytosulfokines-like. The record is from RefSeq and is a predicted model, not a curated record. Gene Ontology annotation, molecular function: growth factor activity. NCBI's taxonomy places the organism in Eukaryota, Viridiplantae, Streptophyta, Magnoliopsida, Fagales, Betulaceae. Gene Ontology annotation, biological process: cell population proliferation. Gene Ontology annotation, cellular component: extracellular region.